CAAUGACUUCUGGGAAGAGCCCAGGCUGUCCACAACUGAUCUUGUAUACACUCAGAUGUCUCCCUCAGGCACAUGUCUCAAGUUCCCUGGUUAUCAUUUCUCUGGAACUCUCUCUCUGUGACAGGCCGCUCCCCUUGAUGCAAUAUCUGGGUUUGGACAGAAAGGAAGGUGCUGCAGAGUACGCCCAUUCUGAGCAUUUGGGCCAGCUCCACUUUGCAGAACAAUUCAAGCUUCAUUGCAACUCUGACCUCAGCACCAACAUCUGCUUCCUGAAGCAAGAUGGCUAGGAUGGACAGAAAACUUCAUUCUGGAAGGAAACAGUGUUUCAGGGCAAACUAAGUAUGCCAGAGACCCUCACAACCAAACUCAAGCCGGCACAGUGGUUCCACAAGGAGUCUGGACAAGUCUUAUCAUGUGGCUUUUCUGUGGCUUGAUCUCAUGUUUUCUCACAGGUGGAGUGGCUGUUCUGCCUGCCCCACAGAACUUAACUGUUCUGUCAAUCAACAUGAAGCAUCUCUUGAUGUGGAACACGGUGGCCCAGCUCAGAGAGACAGUGCUCUAUUUUGUGGAGUACCAGGGGGAGUACGAGAGCCUGUACAUGAGCCACAUCUGGAUCCCCAGCAGCCAGUGCUCACCCACUAAAGGUCUGGAGUGUGAUAUCACUGAUGACAUCACUGCCACAGUACCAUAUAACUUCAGGGUCAGGGCCAUGCUGGGCUCACAGACUUCAGCCUGGAGCACUCUGGAGCACCCCUUUAAUCGAAACUCAACUGUCCUCAUUCCGCCCCGGAUGGAGGUCACUGAACAUGGGUUACAUCUGGUUAUUAAGCUGGAAGACCUGGGGCCCCAGUUUGAGUUCCCUGUGGUCUACUGGAGUCAGGAGCCUGGCGCCACGGAACAUGUUAAGGUGGUGAAGAGUGGGGACAGUCCAGUUCACCUAGAGACCAUGGAACCAGGGGCCGUGUACUGUGUGAAGGCGCGGGCGCUGGUGAAAGCCAUUGGGAGACACAGUGCCUUCAGCCAGACUCAGUGUGUGGAGAUGCAAGGAGAGGCUCUCCCGCUGGCGCUGGCUCUGUUCACAUUUGUUGGCUUCAUGCUGAUUCUCAUGGUUGUACUCCUCUCCAUCUGGAAGAUGGGCCAACUGCUCCGGUACUCUUGCUGCCCCACGGUAGUCCUUCCAGACACCUUGAAAAUAACCAGUUCAUCCCAGAAGCUGAUCAGCAGCAGAAAGGAAGAGGUGGACAUCUGUGCCGUGGCUGUGCUGUCCUCGGAGCAUCUUUUCGGGGUCUGGAUCUCACAGACUUGAUGGAUUCACAAUAUGAUCUGCAGGACCCAGAACCCAGGAUGGGUGUGUGUGUGUGUGUGUUUCUGGUUUCCUCUGUGGACAAAAGACAAGAGAAGUACAAAGAGGCUGCUGUGUGCAUGUCCAGUGACAGCCAGCAGAGGCAAAGUGGUGGGGCCAGCGAGUGGUGAGGAGAGGUGACCCCAGACCUGCAGUUACCACGAGCUGGCUGAGUGACACUGGGGGAAAUGGCUUCAUCCCUCUGGACCCCAUCUCUGUCACCUGUGGUGGGGAUUAAUGGCACGAUGUAAACACCCCUCUCCCUGUCUCUGUGUGUGAACACACCAGCACUUGCAGGGUGGCAGGAAGGCCAUUGGUGCUGGGCACUAUGGGGAAUUCAGAUCUUGUGAACUGUGCGAUAUACAUGUGUGCUAAGAAUGUCAAAAGAAUACACGGAUCUGGAUGCAUGCCUGUAAUCGCCGUACUUGGGAGGAGGGGACGAGAAAAAUCACAAGUUGGAGGCAGCCUGGACUACGUAGUGAAACCCUGUCCCAAAUAAAUACCAAACAUCAAAGAGUAAUAAAACUGUAUCAAAACCAAAUGCAAACCACUGUUGGUUUGGACUUCCCACUUCCCCAGAGGAAACCUUGAGAGAAGGAAGACUCGGAGGGCCAUUUCACUUCAAGCCAAAUCCUGGCUGAAGUGAUAGGUCAGCAGGCUCCCUGAGAGUGAUGUGGAGAGAGGCCAUAGCCCCAUCCACGAUGGGACUUGCGUGGAUGCUGCUGUGGGUUCAUGAAAUGCCGUCAGAUCCUAGGGCCUUGUCCACAGGAAAUCCCAUGAGUCCUCUUCCUAAGGGACAGUUCACUAUGUUCUCAGCCCCUCCCAGAUGCUCAUCAGGAGCCUCCGACUUGAGGUGGUACCACUCCUUACUACCUAUAGGCUAAGAAAAGAGCUGCAUUGGAGAUGGAUGAAAAGAGGAAGCUUCUUGAGGGAAGAGGCCCUGCAGAGUCAGGCUUACCACCCCCUCCCGGCUCUGGAACCUGGAGCUGACUUGUCUCCGCCCCGACUUCCUGGGCCUCUCCAGCCAGACAGGGGUGGAGAGAGGCUAACCGUUUCAACCAGGUGUUUCCAGUCUUCAACGCAGAGGUCAACGGCCCUAUCUCCAGGAGAAAGGGCAGGCAGCUCUCCGCAGGGAUGUGGGCUAAGGCUCUCUGCCUUUCAACUGUGUUGUAUACUUCUGCUUUGGCUCUUUUGGGAAGUGUGUUAAUUUUAUGUUUCAAGUGAUCUGGAAACAUAUAUGCUGUGUGCAAAAUUAAACAAUGCACCCCAACAUU
Molecule: messenger RNA, 2616 nt
Organism: Peromyscus leucopus (white-footed mouse)
Lineage: Eukaryota; Metazoa; Chordata; Mammalia; Rodentia; Cricetidae
Gene: Il20rb
Product: interleukin 20 receptor subunit beta
Exons: 7
Coding region: 413-1306 (297 amino acids)
Molecular function (GO): interleukin-20 binding
Source: RefSeq, a predicted model, not a curated record